Podarcis muralis (Common wall lizard) is the source of this 7945-nucleotide messenger RNA. Lineage: Eukaryota; Metazoa; Chordata; Lepidosauria; Squamata; Lacertidae. The record is from RefSeq and is a predicted model, not a curated record.
CCGCCGGGGCCUGGGACCCGGAUGGCCGUUUAGUCGGUGCUUAGACGCCGAGGCUGCCACAUCGGGCCUUGGACAAAUUACAAAGCAAGGGGGAGGGGGGGACAGCGUAAUCCGCCUCCAUCCUCCGCCUAGAUUUCCCUUCCGCCCCCGGGAAGCUCGUAUCCGGAUAGAGCGGACCGAGCCCGAUCAGACGAGUGGCACGUUUCGCAGGGAGCCAGGAGGAACCAUCGUACUCAAUGACCUUACAGCGCAAUGUCAGAUCGUUUGGGGCAAACAGCAAAGGGGAAGGAUGGAAAAAAGUAUUCGUCACUCAACUUGUUUGAUACAUACAAGGGCAAAUCCUUAGAAACACAGAAACCCACAGUUACUCCCCGCCAUGGCUUGCAGAGUCUCGGUAAAGUUGCCAUUGCCCGGCGCAUGCCACCCCCUGCAAACCUGCCAAGCUUAAAAGCGGAGAACAAAGGCAAUGACCCCAACGUCUCACUAGUGCCGAAAGACGGGACAGGAUGGGCAAGCAAGCAGGAACAGCCAGACCCAAAGAGUACCGAUGCCUCGACAGCUCAGCCGCCGGAAUCGCAGUCGCCGCCGGCUUCACAGACGUCUGCCUCAAACCCACCGAAACGACCCCCAACAGCCCCCGAGAAUCCCCCUACAGUAGCAAGCGGGGCAAAGUCCUGGGCGCAGGCCAGCGUUACCCAUGGAGCGCAAGGAGAUGGUGGAAAGGGAUCAAGCCUACUGUCGCGAUUCUCUCGCGAGGAAUUUCCGACCCUGCAGGCGGCUGGCGACCAGGACAAAGCUGGCAAAGAAAAGGACACUACCGAUGCGUCGUAUGGGCCCGGACCAAACCUCCGCCCCCAGAACGCUACCAGUUGGCGGGACGGAGGUGGGCGGGGCACUGACGGGGAGCUGGUGCCCGAGGACGGACGGGCUGGAGUUGGCCUGCAGCCCAACAUCCCGCCUCAGUUCCCUCCCUACCGGGGGAUGAUGCCGCCAUUUAUGUAUCCCCCGUACCUCCCGUUCCCGCCUCCAUAUGGGCCGCAGGGACCUUACCGCUACCCCACACCAGAGGCGCAGAGGUUCCAGCGGCUUCCAGGACCCCGCCCUUCGCAGCCUGCAGCACGCGUGUCAGAGCCUGUGAGCCGGCCCCCCGUCCUCAAGCAGGAUGACCUGAAAGAAUUUGAUGAGCUGGACCAGGAGAAUGAUGAAGGCUGGGCAGGAGCCCACGAAGAAGUGGACUACACUGAGAAGCUGAAAUUCAGCGAUGAGGAGGACGGGAAAGAGUCUGAUGAAGAAACCACUGAGAACCGCAAUGAUGAGGCUUCCGGCCCGGAAAGCCAGUCGUCGGGCACAGACACCAAGAAGGCUGGAACUCCAAAAGAGGAUCAACCCCUCGUCAAAGCAGCCUGGGCCGAAAACGCACGUCCCCCAGAAGGUGGCAAAGAACCGCCGCCACCUGCUGCUGCAGUCCGGGCACCGCCACCUCCGCCGCCACCACCCCCCAACCGGGGCAACUGGGGGCAACCCAAUGACUUCCCGGACCGCUCACUGCGGCCGCUCCCCCCAGAAGACGAGGACGAAGCUUGGCGCCAGCGGCGGAAGCAGUCCUCCUCAGAGAUCUCUGCCGCAGUGGAGCGGGCCAGACGCCGGCGGGAAGAGGAGGAGCGGCGCAUGCAAGAGGAGCGGCGGGCGGCUUGCGCCGAGAAGCUCAAGCGCCUGGAUGAGAAGUUUGGAGCUCCCGACAAGCGCUUGAAGCCCGAGCCUCCCAAGGAGCCGCCGCCUCCCGUCAUUGUGGCUGCUCCUCCUCCCCCUCCCCCUCCAGCUCCCACCCCUGUGCCCCCCAACCCGCCGGCUGCCCCAGUCACCCCCGAGGAGAAGAGGGAGAAAGAGGAGCCCGUGCUGGCCAGCAAACCUCACAGUGCUGUCGCGAGCAGCAGCGGCAGGAGCAGCUUGGACUCCUCCAGCGCUGCUGAGCCCGCUGUGGCUCCGCCUCCCAAGGAAGUCCCCGAAGUGCGGGAAGAGCCACCCACGUUGCCUGGUCCUGCUCUCCCAGCCGCUCCCGCCCCAGCCAAGGUGGAGCCCAAAGCCGAGACGGUCCUUCAGGCCCGCCAGCCGCCUCCGGCUCAGACCCUCAGCUAUUCCAAGUACCAGAAGUCAUUGCCUCCACGAUUCCAGCGGCAGCAGCAGGAGCAGUUACUGAAGCAGCAGCAGCAAUGGCAGCAGCAGCAGCAGCAGCAGCAGCAGCAACAACACAGCCAAGUCCAGUCCCCAAUGGCUUCCUCUUCCCAGCAGCAGGCAACAGGGGCUCCUCUGGCUGCCAUGGGCCCCUCAGCCAGCGUCCAUGCUCAGCCUGGGCCGGCAGGGCAGCAGCAACCCCCAGCCCCGCCUCCAGCACAGCAGGCCCCGCCCAAAGGCAUGUACCCCGGCUCCAUUGGAAGGCCGCCCCCCAUGCCGCAGAUGAACUUUGAUCCUCGCUGGAUGAUGAUUCCGCCUUACAUGGACCCACGUGUGAUGCAAGGGCGGCCCCCCAUAGACUUCUACCCCCCUGGGGUCCAUCCUUCCGGUCUCCUGCCCCGUGAGCGAUCAGACAGCGGGGGCUCCAGUUCAGAGCAGUUUGAACGCCAUCCUUCGAUCCUCCGAGAGCGUGGCACUCCGCCGGUUGAUCCCAAGCUGGCCUGGGCUGGAGAUGUCUUCACCAAUGCCCCUUCCGGUGCAGACUCGAGGUCUCAAACGGCAUCCCUUCGGCAGCAGGAAGAGGAAGAGAAGGGCUUACGGAGCGAGACCCCUCCGGUUCGCCUGCGUGAGGCCAUCACUCCCCAGCCCUACAUGGGGAACUACCAGGGUUUCUCCGAAAACGGCAACCCUGCCUCAAUGCACCGCUUCCCAGUGGAUGAGCCACCGCGAGCGGGUCCCCCUUGGCAGGCCACCAUGGCUCUGACGGCACCCGCAGAGGUGAGCAGAAACGGGCGCCCUGAGCCGCCGGUCCAGCUGCCCCGCAAGAGCGAGGAGGAGCCCCAGUUGCUGCACCCCCCAGAAGAGAUCAAGACGGUUGAGCCUCCCGUCAUUCGACCAGUGGUGGCUAAGAAGCCUCCCUCGGAGCAGCCCAAGGAGGAGCCUCUGGUCAAAGAGGAGGUCCUGCGACGGAUGGAGAAGCCCCCGCGGCAACAGCACGAAUUCCACAAGCAGCCGCGGCGAGAGUCCAAGACGGAGACGCGCUGGGGGCCCCGUCCCGGCAGCAGCCGGAGGAUCGAGGAGGUUUCCGGGGACAAGGCCCCGCGGCGAGCCGGGCCCAUCAAGAAGCCGCCGCCUCCCCCUAAGGAGGCAAAAGACGAAAGCGAGGAGAUGCGCUCUGCUGGGAAGGCCAAAGAGGGGGCCGAGGCGGCGGGCAGCAAACCCGAGCUCCCUAAAGAGCCUCCGAAAGCAGGCAAGGAGAACAAGGCCAAGCCGGUGGUGAAUGGCGGAACUGUGGUGCCACCCAAAGAGCAGCAGCACACUGGCACACUGUCGCCAAGCCGCCGGCGCCGGGAGCCCCCCUACGAGCGUGGCGGCUACGCCGGCCGGGGGCGGGCCAGGGGCCGAGGAGAGUACUUUGCCCGAGGGCGAGGUUUCCGGGGUGCCUAUAGCGGGCGCGGGAGAGGGGGGCGCGGGAGAAGCCGGGAGUUCCGCAGCUACCGCGAACCCUUCUACCGGCUGGAUGACGGCGUGGGCAAGGCGGCGGGGCCAGGCUCCACCUUCCGCCCGCGCAACGCCAGCGAGACACGCAGCGAAGGCUCGGAGUACGAAGAGAUCCCCAAGCGGCGGCGCCAGCGGGGCUCCGAGACGGGCAGCGAGACGCACGAGAGCGCCAGCGACGUGGCCCACUCGGACAAGGAGGUGACCAAGGAGCCGGGCCCCAGCCAUCGCAGCCGGGCCCCUCCUGUGACUUCUGCCAUGGCCCCCUCCUCCCAGCACCCUGGCUUGCCUCGCUUUGCCGACAAGCUGCCUCCGCGCCUCUCGGACCCUGGCACCCGUGGCGGGCGUGUCUUCACCCCUCGCGGCGUUCCCUCACGCCGGGGCCGAGGUGGUGGCCGGGCGCCCCCUGGGGGGUGGAGCCCUCCUUCCAAGCCCCAGCCCAAUAAGAAGCCCGAGAAGCAGCAGGAGGCGGUUCUGGAGCCCUCGGGCAAAGAGAAGGCGCCGUCAGGCCCUCCGGCAAUGGCCCCAGAAGAAUCCGGUGGUUUCCAGGCCCCCUUAAAGCAGCAGCCACCUCCGCCACCUCUUGGCCCUGGCUCCGACCGUGGCUUUGACCGGCCCCCCCGCCGCCGGCGCCACGGGCGUUCGCAGCAGCAGGACAAGCCGCCCCGGUUCCGGAGGCUGAAGCAGGAGCGCGAGAACGCGGCCCGACUCAACGGCGAGCAGAGGGCCGGCCAACCGUUCUCCCCGGCCCCUGCCGCCCCGCUCCCCGAGGAAUCGGCUGCCCGGCGCGUGGCUGGCACAAAAUCUCCCGACUUGUCCAACCAGAACUCGGACCAGGCGAAUGAGGAGUGGGAGACGGCUUCGGAGAGCAGCGACUUCACGGAGCGCCGGGGCGGCGGGGAGAAGGAACCUGCUCCUGGCGGGCCUCCCCCCACUGCCUUCCUCAAAGGUGGCUGCUCUGGGGCCCCUUCGGUGGGCGGACGGCCCUCCAACAACGAGCUCAGCUUAGCCCAGAGGAAGGAGAUGUCCAAACGCAGCUUCUCCAGCCAGAGGCCUGGCAUGGACCGGCAGAACCGACGCUCCAACCCCGGCCCAGGAGGAGGAGGCAAGGCUGGCCGCGGAGGGAGUGGUGGCGGGCGUAGCGGAGGGGACAAGAGGAGCUGGCCCUCUCCCAAGAAUCGCAGCCGGAACACCGAUGACCACUCUCCGGGCCUGAGCCUUCCCCCAGCACCCACCACCAGCACAGUGUAUCGUUUGGACCGCGUCAUCCACAGCGACCCAGCUGGCAUCCAGCAGGCUCUGGCUGAACUGGGCAGCCGCCACACAAAGCCAGCCUCCCCUGGCCCUGCCCAGCCUCCCUUCCUGGGGCCUGGAGGCAGCAACUCCUCUGCCCUCCCACUGCGACGCUUCGAGAGUAGGAACAGUGGCAGCGCAGACUCUUGCUUCCUGGACAAGAACCAGCUGCUUCUCUCCAGCAGUGCCCCAGUGAAGGAGUCCGGUGCAUUGGGUGGCUUUUCUGCAAAGCGCCGGGAAAGGCCCCGGAAGCAAGACCUGCUCCAGCAGGACCCCAUUCCCUUCCCCAGUGGCCCUGGCUUCUCGGCCCCCAAAGAGGAGACCCCUGGCGAACCUCGUAGCAGGAGCGUUCCAGUGUCCGAGGGGCUCGCCCCACAGAUCUGGAACCAGCUGAAUUCCAACUCCUCCCGAAAGAGCUACCGCCCUGCCUCUGUGGAGCCCUGGAUCGACCCUCUGAAUGCCUUUGAAGAGGUUGCUAGUACGGAGAUGAGCCUGUCUGACAGCGGGGUGGACCUCAGCAGCGACUCACAGGUCUCCUCGGCCACCUGCAGUCAGCGCAGCUCUCCCGACGGGGGUCUGAAGGCCACACCAGAUGCUGGGGCCAAGCGCAGCGGAGCCAUCGGCAAAAGCACCGAGGAUGCAGCCGCUGCCGCUUCAGCUGGACCGGAGGGAGCAGAGCCUAAAGAGCAGAGGAGGCGGCCCCCGCCAGCCAGAGACUCCAGUCUGCUGAAGGAGAAGAAGGUGAGCAGCUCCCCUGAGCCGCUGCCCCGGGACCACCCUCCCCCUGGUGCUAUUGGCACAGAGCGUUCCCAGCGAGUGGAGAAAGCAAAAGACAACAGCGCAGAGGGUCUGGGUGCGAUGACGUCCGAGCCAAACCCCCAGCUCGAGUCCCCCGGGGCCUGCCCACCCAUCCAGUUUGGCGCUAGCGACAAGGAUGCUGACCUUCGCUUCAUGGUGAACGAAGGGCCGAAGCCAGACAAAGAAGAGCUGCACCAGGGACUUGCCGAGGGGAAAGGAAGCCUAGAGCCUUGGUUGCCUCCAAUGACUCCCCUACCUCCUCCCUCUCCGCAGCUGACCUCGGCCCCCAGGGAGUGGGAGCUGCUUCCGCCGGCCCCUCCCAGCCACCGAGCUUCCCCCGAGGCGCCUCCUGGUCGCGGCUGCGAGGCCCGGCCAUUCCCCGUAGCCCCAGCAUCUUGCCUGCACGGCCUCCCAGCAGACACUUCCGUGUUCUCAGCAGGUGAGAGGGGCCAGGGUCAGCGGCUGUACCCGGAGCUGUUUUACGGGAACCAGGUCCAAACUGCCCAGCUGGAGUCCCAGCUUCAUGGCGCGAGCGGGGGCAGCAGCUACCGACCGAGCACCCCUUCUCUGCACACCUACAGGUCCCAGCACCUGUACCUCCAGCCCAGCCCAGCGCCCACUUCUCCUGCUCAGACGGCCGGGGGCGCUGUCUUGCCCAGCUCCGCCUUGCUUUCGGGGGUGGCCCUCAAGGGGCAGUACGUGGAGAUAUCGGCCCUGCAGGCAGCGGAGCUUCCCAAGCUGCCAGCCACAGGCCUGCUGUACCAGGCUCCCCCUCCUUCCUUCAUCUACAGCUCAGCCUUCUGCAGCAGCCAGCUGGCUCCAGAGCAAGCCCUGCUUCAGGUGCGCCAAGAACUUGCAUCCCCCUCCGAGUUCUACCCAGCCGCCCUGGGGCAAGGCAGCCAGAGCAACUUCCUGACUGCUCCAGGCCCUGGCCAGCAGGUCCUGUUGCCCGUGGUGGAGCCGCCCCAGUUGCCCCCCGUGGUGAACUUUGGCUCCUUGCAGCAAGCGCCACCUUCUGCCCCUGCCCCUCCACAGCCGCCGCCUCCCCCCAUGCCCCUGGUGUCCGUGGCCACCCAGGCUCUGCGGGCGCCCGGGCAGCUAGCCGGGCGCCUCGUCUCUCCAGCCGUGCGAGCCUUUCCUCACGGCGGAGUGGGCCGUAGCGAGCUCCACGCUCUGGAAAUGAAGCCGCUACAAGAUUACAGGAAACUCAAUGGCCUGGGGUCUCCAGGGGCCCGGCCCCCCUCUGGGGGCAGUAAGUGUCGGAAGAUGGUUCCUGGGCAGCGAGAGAGAAGUGAAAUGGCCCCUUUGGCUGCCUCGUCACGGAGACUUUUCCUCUCCCUCAGGCCUUUCACUGGAGGCUUUGGUGCCAGGCUGAAGUCCCCUGGUUCUGCCUACGGUGGUAUCUUCCGUGCCCAGCGCUUUGAGGUCUACCAGCAGUCGGACGUCCUGCGCUGGAACCCCCGCUCUUGGGAGCGAGCCGCUCCACCGCGUGACGGCACGCCAGCCCGCCGCCUUGAGCCAGACGUGCGCUCCCACACUGACAAGCAAGACCCCAGUCUCUCCGGCCACCACUAGCCCAGGAUGCUGAUCCCUCCCCUUUUCGAUUCUGUUAACUUCCUCCCCCCUCUCCUCCCCAAGAUCGCGGGAGGGCUGUUUGCAGGGGUUUGUUCCUCUCCCCCCCCCUUUUGGUGUAUCCUGAAUACGGGGUGUCUCCUUAAACUCCUUUUCUGUUUGUAUGGGGGGGUGACACUGGAAUUUGCCCCUUGGAGUAGGGGUGUUAGACACUUAGUGGGUGCUCAGAGUGUAAUUUGGGAGGGGGGCAAGGAUCAGGAUUUUGGGAGGCUCCCUGCUGAAUGUAUUUUUGCUUAUUUCCUUUGGUUUCACCUGAGUUUAUUUUUCUGGUAGGGGGCUCUUUUGCCCUUUGAUCUGAGGGGGGAGCAGCUCUGAGGUUUGGAGUGUAAAUAUAUAUAAAUAUGAACGUGUCGGGGGGGUCUCUCCUCUUCCCUCUUCUAUUUAUGGGGGCGGGGGGAGGUGAGACUGGGAGCCUGUCUCCUCUCCUAUUUGCUCCCCCGAGUUUGAAAUAGGAAGCAUUGAGUUUUUAAAAAGGUGGUCGAGCUGGUUUGUUUAAUAAAUAAAACCAAAAAAGUUGUUUAAAAAAACCAAUAAAAUAAAAAGUCAGACUGUG